Microcebus murinus (gray mouse lemur) is the source of this 3807-nucleotide messenger RNA. The record is from RefSeq and is a predicted model, not a curated record. Lineage: Eukaryota; Metazoa; Chordata; Mammalia; Primates; Cheirogaleidae.
UUCCGUGCCUACAAAGGCUGGGCGAGGUCGCGCCUCUCUCCCGGGACUUUGAUCUUCGGGCUGCGCGGCCGUCCGCGGUUCUUCCUCUCCGCGCGCUCGCUCUCCAUCCGGUGUCAACUUUCGUUUCUGCGGCUCGCCGGCGGCCCCUCCCGCUGUGCCUUCCGCUUCGCGUGCGGCUGCGGCGAGCCGGGCUGCUUCGCUGCUGGGGAGGCGAACCGAAAGCGGCUUCUGAGGCGGGAUAUUAUUGACUGUCCUCGGGAGGAAACGAGAGAUUCUGUUGACCGGAGUAGUCAGAAGAUGUGCAGUUGGCUUUCCCCCAAGCGAUUGCUGUUUGAAGUUCAGAGCAUUUAGCUAAAAGAUUCUGGAGUUUUAUUCCUCCUCACAACGAUGUAUAGCUCAGGUGUCGUAAAGUUGUAGGGCUCAAUCAUUAUCUACAUGGUAGGUCAUUGCUAUGGACAGUGCUAUCACCCUGUGGCAAUUCCUCCUUCAGCUCCUGCAGGAGCCUCAGAACAAGCACAUGAUCUGCUGGACCUCUAAUGAUGGAGAGUUCAAGCUUUUGCAGGCAGAAGAGGUGGCUCGUCUCUGGGGGAUUCGCAAGAACAAGCCUAACAUGAAUUACGACAAACUCAGCCGAGCCCUCAGAUACUAUUAUGUGAAGAAUAUCAUCAAAAAAGUGAAUGGUCAGAAGUUUGUGUACAAGUUUGUUUCUUACCCAGAGAUUUUGAACAUGGAUCCAAUGACAGUGGGCCGGAUUGAGGGGGACUGUGAAACUUUAAACUCCAGCGAAGUCAGCAGCAGUUCCAAAGAUGUGGAGAAUGGAGGGAAAGAGAAACCACCUCAGCCUGGUGCCAAGACCUCCAGCCGCAAUGACUAUAUACACUCUGGCUUGUAUUCUUCGUUUACUCUCAACUCCUUGAACUCCUCCAAGGCGAAGCUUUCCAAACCAAUAAAGAUUGAGAAUCCAGCUGAGAAACUGGCAGAGAAGAAAUCUCAGGAACCGACAUCAUCUGUCAUCAAAUUUGUAACAACACCCUGCAAAAAGCCACAAGUUGAACCUCUUGCUGCCGCCAUUUCAACUGGCCCAAGUAUCUCUCCAUCUUCAGAAGAAACUAUCCAAGCGUUGGAGACGUUGGUGUCCCCAAAACCACCUUCCUUGGAGGCCCCAGCCUCUGCGUCCAGCAUACCUGCCGCCUUCUCUGCUGCACCUCCCGUUUCGCCCAUACCUGCUGCUCUGCAGGAGCCUCCUCGGACACCUUCGCCACCACUGAGUUCUAACCCGGACGUCGACACAGACAUCGACUCCGUGGCUUCUCAGCCAAUGGAACUCCCAGAGAACUUGCCACUGGAGCCUAAAGACCAGGAUUCAGCUUUGCCAGAGAAGGACAAAACGAGUAAUUCAUCAAGAUCCAAGAAACCCAAGGGGUUAGAACUGGCACCCACCCUUGUGAUCACAGGCAGUGAUCCAAGCCCCCUGGGAAUACUGAGCCCGUCCCUCCCCACAGCUUCUCUCACACCAGCGUAUUUCUCACAGACACCCAUCAUACUGACUCCAAGCCCCUUGCUCUCCAGUAUCCACUUUUGGAGUACUCUCAGCCCUGUUGCUCCCCUGAGUCCAGCCAGACUGCAAGGUGCUAACACACUCUUCCAGUUUCCUUCUGUACUGAACAGUCAUGGGCCAUUCACUCUGUCUGGCUUGGAUGGACCUUCCACCCCUGGCCCAUUUUCCCCAGACCUACAGAAGACAUAACCUAUGCACUUGUGGGAUGAGAAAACUGAGGAACAAAGGAACAGAGAGACAUUCAACAUGAUUGCAUUUGAAGUGAGCAAUCGAAAGUUCUACAAUGCUGAUAAUAGACUAUUGUGAUUUUUGCCAUUCCCCUAGAAACGCCUUUUUAGGAUUCCCUUUGAAUAGGACUCAAGUUGGACUGUGUAUAAAAAUGCCUUAAUUGGAGUGCAAACUCCACCUCCCUCUCUUUUUCUUUCUUUUCUUUUCUUUUUUUUCCCAGCUUAAUAUUUUGAGCUUUGUGCUAAAGAAAUUUUUGGUGGCAUUUAGCAGCUAUACUUUACAAGAGCAAUUAAGAACAAAGUUAUUCCUUCGGGAACUUUUUUGGCAAGGAAAAAAAUUAUGCUGAGAGUCUGUUAUUUAAAGAAAUAUAAGUUAAACGAAUUGGCAUCUUUAGGACUAAGCGUGCUCUGUUGAACUAUUAGAAGUGAGCUGUUCAUAAGCAGUAGAAGAAGAAUCAUUCCUAUUCUUACAAAGCAAGAUUGGAGCAGUACUAUUGGGGAGAUUCUGUUUUGCUAUGAACCGUAACAUGUAAGCAACUCUGCAAAAAGCCAUCUUGUUUACAUUUAUUCAGGGUGAGUCUCUUAGCUAUCUGUGUGAUCUUGUCUGAACCUGUCAACAGGGCAUGAAGCUAGUCUGUUGCAACAUAGGAAGAUUUUUUUAAACCUGGGGUUUAAGACAGUUUUUGGAACAUCUAGUGAGAAUAUAGGACCCCACAUCUGGCAUAGAUAUGUUGUCUGCUCUCUGAAUGGUAUAGGAUACAGUAUGGUAAAUAAUGACUUUAGGAGAAUGAGCUUGGAUUUUGAAAUUUUGAGGCAUCUAUGAGUAAGAGAUUAAGUUGAAUAACUUAAAACAACACAUGAGGCUUUUCCCAAUUAGAAGAUGGCAAAGUGAAGGACCUUUUCUCUUUCCUCUUUACCUCAUUUUCUACUGUAUAUUUAUCAUCUUUCCUUGUAAAUUUAAGGUUGUUGGAGGUUGUGACAGUUUUAGAGAUGUAAUUAGGAAGGUGAAAUGCAAAAUGAAGCCUCUCAAUCAGUAGUGAGGUAAAGAUGUGCUUAUUUCUUCUAAUUUUUUUUUUUAAUUAGGGAAGGACAGAGAUCAUUUGGGAAUGUUCAUACAUAGGUAUUGGAUUAUUUAUAUUACCAGUGAAAAAUGUAGGCCUUCCUCUCUACCAAAUUUAUAAAAUAUUACCAUAUGGUAAUCAAUGCCAGGUACAGACAGAUUUGUUUAUUCACCAAACUGAGUCAAUACCAUGAAUUCACAGUGGAAUCUUUUGAAAAACUUGGCUUUAAAUCCUAGGAUUAAAUAAUAUGCUGCCAUCACCACCACCACCCUGCCCCACUCCAAACUAGCCUUUUAAUCCCAUAAUUGAAUCACAUGAAUUAAAUGGAAUGAGGGAGUAAGGACUUGAGGGCUCAAAAUGACUGAUCUAAACUAGCAUCUUCCAGAUGCAUAAUAUUUACUUUAAAUUUGUUUAUAUACAGUGUAGAAAAGCUCUUGUAUAAGACGUCUAUGCUAGCUAGUCCAUUAGUAGUAGAAGGAACAUAAUUCAGUGAGCUGCCUUUAUAUGUGUAGUGUUGGAGACCUGUUACUGGUUCAUUUGUGGUUAUCAGCUGAAAGUCCUAUUCCUAAGAUGUGCAAUAGUAGUGUUGAAAGGUAGGGUUUAAUAGUGAUGGGGAACAGACGGAUUGGACUUUUUUCCCAUAUUGAAUUAUUUAGUUUGCAUGUUUGUUUGAAAUUAGACCUCUCAGCAGCACUUUGGAAUAGUUUUAUUAGCUUAACAUUUUGUACAUUAAAUAAGUAAAUAUUGAUGGUUGAUAUAAGUAGAUGUUUUAAAUUUUGAAAGCACAAAGGUAUUUUAUCUUUUUGCAUUAAAGGAGAAAAGCCAUCGGUUUGUUUUCACAGAUGAGAUCUUUAAUAAUGAACUAUCUCAGCACAGAGGUGCCUUGGCACCAAGGGCACUGUUAAAACUCAGUCAAAACAGCCUCCUAGGAAACCGUUUCAGCGAGUCCUCUUUCUAUAAA